Messenger RNA from Alligator mississippiensis (American alligator), 3299 nucleotides. RefSeq names its product POU class 2 homeobox 2 (gene POU2F2). Gene Ontology annotation, molecular function: RNA polymerase II cis-regulatory region sequence-specific DNA binding; DNA-binding transcription factor activity, RNA polymerase II-specific. Bases 53 to 2146 code for a protein of 697 amino acids. The record is from RefSeq and is a predicted model, not a curated record. Gene Ontology annotation, cellular component: nucleus. The transcript has 16 exons. Gene Ontology annotation, biological process: regulation of transcription by RNA polymerase II. NCBI's taxonomy places the organism in Eukaryota, Metazoa, Chordata, Crocodylia, Alligatoridae.
GUGCACCUGUGUGUGGGGGGGUACUGGCACUUUGCAUGUCCCGCUUGCCUCCAUGAACACACCUCUUGUGCGCACCAGCUUGCGCGUGCGCCACUCGCACACGCGUGUGUCUCCACCCCCUGCUUCCUCCCAGCUGCUUCCUGCUCCCGGCUUUGGGGGGGAUGGGGGCUGGGAACUCCCCCCACCCCCCAGCCCCUCCCCUGGCCCUACACCAGGGCCCGUCAUGGUGAACCCCGGCAUGUGGCCUGCAGAAAUAAGAAUGUCUAAGCCCCUGGAACUGGAGAAGUCGCGACUGGACCUGCCUGGCGAGCACACGGACCCUGAACGGAAUGGCCCCGACACAAACCACCAGGCCCAGCAGAACAAGCCCCUGCCCUUCAGUGGCCCCGGCACCAAGGUCAAGGCAGAGGAUGCCCCCGAAAUGCCGCCAGCUCCAGCCCCAGCCCCCGCCCCAGCACCCCCGCCUCCCCCCCACCUGCCCCAGGCUCAGCUCAUGCUGGCUGGCAGCCAGCUGGCAGGACUGACGGCGCUGAUGCCGGCACAGCAGCAGCUCCUCCUGCAGCAGGCCCAGGCCCAGCUUUUGGCAGCUGCCGCCAGCGCCGCCGCUGCCGCCGCCCCCGGCCCCGAUGCCCCCCCUGGCCCCGGCCCUGGCCCCGGCCCCCCUGCCCCCCCAGCACCCUCCCUUGCCCUUUCCCAGCCUAUCCAGCUCACCGCACAGGAUAUCCAGCAACUGCUGCAGCUCCAGCAACUCGUGCUCGUGCCUGGGCACCACCUCCAGCCGCCCGCCCAGUUCCUGCUGCCACAGGCCCAGCAAGGACAGCAAGGGCUGCUUCCGACACCAAAUCUCUUUCAGCUACCUCAGCAAAGCCCCGGGGCCCUGCUGCCCAGCCAGCCCCGUCCAGGGCUGCCCGCACAGCUGGCCCACGCCCCCCCCACAAAAUGCCUGGAGCCCCCGUCGCACCCUGAGGAGCCCAGUGACCUGGAGGAGCUGGAGCAGUUCGCCCGCACCUUCAAGCAGCGCCGCAUCAAGCUGGGCUUCACCCAGGGUGACGUGGGGCUGGCCAUGGGCAAGCUGUAUGGCAACGACUUCAGCCAGACAACGAUCUCGCGCUUUGAGGCCCUCAACCUCAGCUUCAAGAACAUGUGCAAGCUCAAGCCCCUGCUCGAGAAGUGGCUCAAUGACGCUGAGACCAUGUCAGUGGAUGCAACACUGCCCAGCCCCAACGCCCUGAGCAGCCCCAGCCUGGGCUUCGACGGGCUGCCUGGGCGCCGCCGCAAAAAGAGGACCAGCAUCGAGACCAAUGUGCGCUUCGCCCUGGAGAAGAGCUUUCUCGCGAACCAGAAGCCUACCUCAGAGGAGAUUCUGCUGAUCGCAGAGCAGCUGAACAUGGAGAAGGAGGUGAUCCGCGUCUGGUUCUGCAACCGGCGCCAGAAGGAGAAGCGCAUCAACCCCUGCAGCAGCAGCCCCAUGCUGCCCGCCCAGGGCAAGCCCCCCACCUACAGCCCCCACAUGGUGACCAGCCCUGGCCCCGGCGUGAGCCUCCCGCUCUCCCAGGCGUCCUCCAGCCUGAGCACAACAGUGACUACCUUGUCGGCGGCACUGCCCCCAGGCCGGCCGGGUGCAGGCGGGGGGGCCCCAGCCCUCAGCCCUCCCCCGCCGCCCCCCAGCAACAGCACAACCCCCAGCCCCCAGGGCAGCGGCAGCCACUCGGCCCUUGGCUUGUCAGGCCUGACCCCUGGCUCGGGAAGCUCGGUGCUGGGGGUCAACACGGGGUUAAACCCGGCCCUCAUGGCCACCAACCCACUGGCCACCAUCCAAGCCUUGGCCACUGGUGGAAGCCUGUCGCUUAGCGGCCUGGAGGGGGGCGGGACGCUGGUGCUGGGCGCGGCAGGGGGCGCGGGGGGCAGCUCGGCCCUGGGGCCAGCCCCCCUGUUCCUGAACCACGCGGGGCUGCCGCUGCUGGCCCCGCCGCCGGGCGGUGUGGGGCUGGUGCCGGCACCUCCUGGCCCCCCUGGCCUGCUGGGCAAGUCCCCCGGGCGCCCGUCCUCCUCCUCGUCCUCCUCCUCGUCCUCCUCUUCCUCCUCCUCGUCCUGCUCGUCCUGCGACGCCGGCCAUGACCCUGACCCAGAUGCCCCCAUGGAGUGAGCGGCUGGGGGGUGGGGCGCCCCAGACGGACACGUGGACGCCCAGACACCGACCAAAAAGAAACACGCAACCAAAAAGAAACAAAAAGACAAAAAAAACAAACAAACCAGACCCAAAGGAGGGACAUGGAGCCGACAAGGAGCUGACAUGGGGCCCUGAGCCUGUGGUAGGGACCGGGACCCCCGACGCGAAGCCAACAUGGGGUCCCAACCCCCCAACACGGAGUCGACAUGGAGCCCCAAGCCUGUGGUAGGGACCAGAGCCCCCAACCUGGAGCCCUGAGCUGAUGACAGUGCCCAGAGCCCCUCCCGGAAGGUCAGGGUCAGGGGUCAAGGGUCAAGCUUAGGCACCACCUUCCCCCCCUCCCCCCCACAGCUGCACCCAAAGGUUUUGUACAGACUUCUCCGCCUAGCUCCAUGGCCCUGAUCCUGCCGGAGGGAGGCGAUCUAGUCUGAGUUAGCACGGGGUGGGGGGUUCGAUCCAUGCACUGUGCAAGGGCCGGGGAGAGGAUUUAGGAGCUCUUUUUGACUCCCCUCUCCCCCCCCGCAUGCAGCCAGGGGCCAACCUCCUCCUCCAGGCUCUGGGCUCCAGCUCCAGGCCCCUCUGUGCCCCCCCCCCCGGAACCGGGGGGACCCUCAAACCAAAAAGACCCCCAAGAAUAAGGAACAAAGGACCAUGGGAGCCAGAGGCUGGGCGCUGGGGGGGGCGUCGCGGCGCCCGCGCUUUCUCUGUCUUGCCAAAUAUACCUCAUGGAGGGGCCGAGACCACUGCCACCUCCACUGGAAACCAAAUGGACCCCACGCCGGGGGUGGGGUGCAGGGGCUGAUGGACCCAGGCGUCCGGGCCCCUCCUCCCCUGACCUCAGAGCUUUAAACCCCCUUCCCGGCGCUUGGAGACCCCGGACUCAUGCCCCACCCUCAUCUCUCCUCCCCGUGGCUGACCAAAGUCCAGCCAUGAGGUGCCAUGGGUGGGGGGAGGGGGGGCGUUGAGCUUGACCUCUCCUGGACCCUUUUCUAACACUCCUCCCACCAUGGGCCCCUAAACUGCCCUUUUUGGCCCCAAAACAGGGGCCAGGGGGAGCACAGGCCACGUUCCCUCCUUUGAAUGUAUUUCUCGGAGCGACUGGCUUUUCCUUUCCGGUUUCGGGGUUGUU